Messenger RNA from Prorocentrum cordatum, 414 nucleotides. The record is from the annotation of a GenBank genome assembly. Lineage: Eukaryota; Dinophyceae; Prorocentrales; Prorocentraceae.
AUGCCGUGCCCGUUCCGAAGCUCGCCUGAUGCAGACGGUUUUGUGCACUGUCCUAUCUGCCUGGCCGUUUGCUGUCUCACGCCCGAGGGGGGCAGUCUGAUCAAGUUCCCAGUCUUUGGCCUUGCCCAGUUUUCUUUUGCCCCAGCCGCUUGCACGGGCAUGGUUGUGUUCCCCUUGCCCGUGUGCAGGGAUUUUCACGGUGCUGGGCUGUCCAUGGUCUCUAGGACCAGCCCGCUCUCGGCCAUAAUAUUGAUUCUCCAGAUUUUAAGGUUUCCGAGACGUUUUCCUGCUGCGGCACCACAGGCAUCCCGCCCUGGAAUGGUUGCGCUUGAUGCCAUCGAGUGCCGUCGCAGCAUCGUCAUCAUGGAGGAAUCGCUCCUGUAUUUCAGUGUUCCCGCUCACCUGGGCUUGUAA